This is a messenger RNA of Moneuplotes crassus, 3040 nucleotides long. The record is from the annotation of a GenBank genome assembly. Lineage: Eukaryota; Ciliophora; Spirotrichea; Euplotida; Euplotidae.
AUGGGUGACAAUUACUCAGAAAUUCAUAAUAGAAUGAGCAAGAAGAUAGCCCAGCUCACCAAAGUCAUCUAUGGAUUGCAUAUCCGUAAUGAAGAGAACAAGAGCUUCCGCCAAGCACUAACUAAGGCUCAUGACAAGGAGAUUGACACUAUCCUCAAGGAUGCCAAUCGGAUCGUUGGGAAAUAUAAGGUCGCAUUGGAAAAGCAGCAGGACCAGGCAGAUAUCAAGGCAAAGUUCAAUGAGCUAGAAAAAGAGAAAUCUGAGUCUCAACAUAAGUUCAUGGAGUACAAACAACAAGCUAUAGACAAUGAAAAAUAGACUUAGCCUGGAUUACAAAGAUAAAAUUGAAGGUUUGAAAUCGGAAGUUGUCAAAGCCAAGUCCAACUUUGAGUCAAGACUUGAAGACCUAAAGAAGCAACUCUCUAGCGCUCAGAACAACUCCGAAGCUCUUGAGGAGCUGAAGAUAAAACAUGCUAAGGAGAUGGCAGAACAUGUGAGAGAAAGCAACCAGAAGUACAACCAAUUAUAUCAAGAGAAGCUUGACCAAGAGGAUUCUCUCAGAAGUCAGUUUGAAAAAGAAAAGAAGAAGGUCAUUGCUGAAUACGAGCAUAAACUCAAAGAGCUAGAAGACAGGAUCAGAAAAGAAGAGCAGAAUAAAUUUCAGAAGGAAAUGUCUGAAUUCAAAGCCAACAUGAACAUGGCUCUUGAAGAAAUGAAAAAGAAGAAACAAGAGGUUGAAGCUAAAUCUGCUCAACUUAAAAUGGACCUUGAGUCUCAAAUUAGAGAUCUUGAAUUUACUGUUACCAAUAAAGAUGGUGAAAUAUCAGCAUUAAAGAGCAGAAUCAGUAAUUUAGAGGACACUAUUCAGUCAUUGAAAUCAGAUCAAAAUGAUCAAGGAGCCAAGUACAGUGAGAUUCUGGAAGAUCUUCAAAACGCUAAGGAUACAAUAGCUGAUCGAGAUAGAGAAAUCGAAAAUCUCAAAAAGGAGCUCGAUAAAGCCAAUGCACUCUUAGAGCAAAAACAAAGAGAAUUUGAUGAAGAGCUGAAACGUCUCAGAGGAAACAUGGAUUCUAAUUCAAACUCUCUUCAGAUAGAGAUUGAUGAAAAGAAUAGAACUAUAGUCGACCUAGAAAAGCAAAUAAGAGAGCUCACACUUCAGCUAAGUGAUAGUGAGAAGAACUAUGAAAAACUUGAGCAAAAAUCAGCUAAAACAGAAGCGAAGCUCAGGGAUAAGAUAGAAAAGCUUGAAGAGCAAAUUAAACUACUUCAGACUGACUCUUCUGGCCAGCUCCAAAAACUCCAAGAGGAGAUGCAAAAGAUGAGAGAUAGCUUCAAAGAAGAGAUCGCACUUCUAAAGCAAGACCACUCUAACGAAAUUCUAAGAAAAGAUGAGGCACAUAAAGCAGCCUUUGAAGAAAAGAUCGAAGAAUAUGAGACUAGAAUCAAAGAAUUAAUCGAAAAAUAUGAAACCCAAAUCAGAGAACUUACAGAUCAAUAUGAAGAUAAGAUGAGAGAUCUCGAAGAAAAGUUAAAAAAAGAGAAAGAAUCUCUCAGCGGUGAUCUAGUAGAGAGAGAAAAUCAGCUAAAAGCUGAGAUUAAUAGUCUCAAAGAUACUGUUCAAGCUAAAGAUGCUGAGAUUUCAAACUUGAAAGGAAUCAUCACAGGAAAAGAUGAUGAAAUUGAGAAUCUCAAGUCUGAAAUCGAUAAGCUGAAUAACCAAAUUCAGGAGCUCAACACUAAGAUAAAAUCCUUAUUGGAAGAAAUAGACAAGCUACAUGCAUCUGCUGAGAAUAGUUCAGGAAUGCUGCAACAAGAAAUCGAGAAACUCAGGGCACAAAUGAAAGAGAAUGAAGAGUAUGCCCAGAGAACCCUCAAAGAGACUACACAAAGACUAAACUACGAAAAAGAUAAUGAAAUAAAAGAAUUAACCGAGAAGUAUGAGAGAAUGCUUGCUGAUGUCCGCCAGCAAGGAGAUAGCUCUAGAGCUGAGCUAGAAAAGGAAUACAGGGAUCAGAUCACAUCUCUACAAGCCCAAAUAGAUGAACUCAAUAUCAAACUAUCAAGCCUCGAUUCAGAUCAUAACGAUAAGCUCAAGAAGCUCACUGAAGAGUACGAAGAAAGAAUCAAGAAAAUCAAGGAAGGCUCUUCAGGAGAACUCUCAAAGAUAAAAUCUGACUAUGAAAACCAGAUCAAGAAGUUAAAAGAAGAAUUUGAGAAGGAAAAACAGAAGCUUAUAGAGGAACACAAGAGAGAACUUGAAGCCCUCAAGCAAAAACUCACUCAAGAGAAAGAAGAAGAGCUAGCAAAAAUGACUCAGAAUAAUGAAAAGAUGUUGAAACAAAUGAAUGAUAAUUUUAAAAAGACUCUAGACAAGGCUAAGAAAGAUCAUGAGAAGAAGAUUAGUGCCCUUAACGAAGAACAUACUCAAGAAAUCAAGCAAAGAGACGAAGAAAAAGAUCAACUCCUCCUGGAGAUUGAAGAGCUAAAGAAGCAAAUUCAAGAAAUCACUGCUGAAAAACAAAAACUUCAAGGAUUAAUAGAUGUAGAGGUAGAAGCAAGAAAGGAAGCAGAGUCUCGUAUCCAAGGAGCUAUUGAUAAAAUGAACCAAACCAUCGAGGAAUAUGAUGCUAGGACUAAAGAACUCGAAAGUAGUUAUGCCACUAAAGAAGCUUCUCUCAAGCAGCAACUCAAGGAACAAAUGGAUUCAUUGAUCAAAGAGCAUGUAGAAGAUAUGGAAGCUAUCCAGCUCGAUUUCCAAAAGACUCAGGAACUUAUGGAAGAGAAGUACAGCCAACUUGAGCAUAGAUUUAAUGAAAUCCAGAAUUUGUACGAUAACAGGCCUUCUCGUCCUGAAGAUUUAGAAAUAAUCAAGCAGUUACAGCUUGAGAUCGAUCAAAAAGAUAACCUGCUCAAAAAGGCUGCUGAAGAUAUGAAAUUCUACAAGCUAGAAUUAGUAAACAGAGAGAAUAGUUACAAUAAGAUGUUCGGUACCAAUCCAAAUGUAGGGGUGAUGGAUCCAAGAAUGGCUAUCAAGAAAUAA